Messenger RNA from Zootermopsis nevadensis, 2274 nucleotides. The record is from RefSeq and is a predicted model, not a curated record. NCBI's taxonomy places the organism in Eukaryota, Metazoa, Arthropoda, Insecta, Blattodea, Termopsidae.
AUGUGGACAUACGUGAUGGCUAUCUUUUGUGGCUGUGAUGGCUUAAUAUGAUCCGUGCCAUAGAUGAUCGAAAGUAUGUGCUAAAUUAGAAAACUCUGGUCAUGUGGUCUUCUGUGGCGAAUAGAAUGGAGUUGACUUCAUGCGACUGGCAAAUAAAAAAGCAGAAAAUCAGUGAGCGAGGUCAAUAUCUUCUACGGACAGCCCAAUGGAGCGACUGCAAAUUUAUUGUUGGGACGGAACCAUACCAGCAGGAGUUUGGAGGUCACAAACUCAUCUUGGCAAUGUCGAGUCCUGUUUUUGAAGCAAUGUUUUUUGGUGGAAUGGCAGAAAAAAAUGAUCCCAUCCUUAUCCUGGACGUGCAGCCCGAUGCUUUCAAGGCGUUACUGGAGUAUGACAUUUUAUUUUUUUAACUUUUAUUUUCUUGUUAAAUCCAUGAUUUUAUCUUGAAAUAAACCAUGACCUGGUUUUUCUCAGUCCUUCCCUGUAUAUACCCUCACCCUACCACUUGUAAGAAAAUUUAUAAAUCUUACUGUAUGAACUGUGUGGCACUCUGAUGGCUGUUACAAACAUCAUGAAUCUUCCCUGUCCUGGCAGUGGUAUUAGAAAUACAUUAUUUCACUCUAUGAAGACAGCCUGCAAUAAGCAAUAUAGUCCUGUGACCCACCAUUGCCAAUCAAGGUACUGAAAUCUAUUCUCAUGUUACCAAUUUCUGACCUGCAUGGGAGCCAGCAUGUUUAUUACACAAACAAUAUUAGGUAAGAUUAAUGAUGGCAUUAAAUAUUAUUUGUGAUAUAUGAUAUUCUUGGAACUGAUGUGUUGUUUGGAACACAUACUGGACUACCUCAACAAUUGGUAUAAAUUAAUAACAAAUAUAAAAUGCAAGUUACAGGAUCAACAUCAUCAACAACUGCAGAACAUAAUUAUAAGUAACACAUCAUUUGAAAAUGUUUCAAAAUGUAUAUUUAUACAGAUGCAGUCAACCUGCAGUCUUUUGACCAAGCAUGUGAAUUAUGCUACGCUGCAAAUAAGUACAUGCUGCCACAUUUGGUGGGAGAGUGCACCAAUUACUUGUGGCAUGAUUUAUUUCCAAAAAAUGCCUGUAGAGCAUAUGAAUUUGCAAAGCUAUUUGAAGAACCUGUGCUUAUGGAAAAAUGCUUGCAAAUUAUCUGUCUAGAGACAGAAGCUGUGUUGCAAGAACCUAGCUUUGAGGAAGUUGAGUUCUCAACAUUAAUUGUUGUCUUGGAACAAGAUGAGCUGAGGAUCAGUUCAGAGUUGGAAUUAUUCAAAGCAGCUCAGCGGUGGGCGGCCCGUGAAUGUGUCCGUAAAGGCCUCCCACCAGAUGAUGGCAAAUCACUGCGCUCUGUCUUGGGACCAGCAGUCGGCAAGAUACGCUUUCUGACACUGACUCCAUCACAGUUUGCAGAAGGCCCAGCCCUGUCUCCACUGCUCACCCAGGACGAGAGUUUUGCAAUCCUACUCAACAUCUCCUCUACGUCUGCAUCAUGCAAGCUCCCUCUACCCGAGGGCUUCUCAAACAGUGUUGAGUCUCGCUGCCGACCCUCGCCAGCCUCUCCUGACCAACCCUCAUCCCUUCCUGUGCAGGUUGGCAUCCUAGCAUCACCAGCUCACAGAGACACCAAAUUCUAUUGUGUACGCAACAUUUUGCCACAGCCACACUGUCUCAACACCAGCAUCCUUGACUGCUCGGUCACCUUCACAGUUGAUAGGAACAUCUUUGUACAUGGAGUGCAGAUUCCAACACAAGUUCUUGGAGAAGGAUCGGAGGUUGGAACAGGGAGCAGUCCUCCCAAUCCACAGCUUGGAGGCUCCUACACAGAACUGCUCUAUGCACACCUCCUGGACUCAGAUGGCAGCCGACUUACAUACACACACUAUACAACACGUGUGAGUUAUGGGUCACUGGUUGAGAUAACAUUCAACCGUUCAGUGGAGAUACAACGGAACAAGGUCUACAGAGUGGGGGUUGUCCUCAACAAGGUGGGCUGGUACCCAAUGGGUUCCUGUACUCAGCGAAUGAUGUGUGAUACUGUGUUCUUCACUUUCUCUGUUGGUCAACCCAGUGAUUCAGUUCGAGAUGGACUGAUCAGGGCAAUUGUGUUUAGUUACUGAAACUGUUUUACGUACAGUCAGUAGAUGUAUACACUGGUCCUUUCCUCCAUUCUUGCUGGCUUUUAUUGUUAUCAUUGUCCUAUUUUGUGUCUUAUUCCACAAGGAAGCAAAGAUGCAUAAACAUCACAAUAUAGGAAGAUGGCU